AUGUUGAAGCCAAUUCCUACAAUUGAAGAGGCUUUUCAAAGUUCUGUUGCUCCAGUGAGUCUACCUGAUGAUUCUCCUUAUGUGGCUGCUUACAAUGCUUCUCAUCAACCCUCAAAGCCUGUGUGUACACAUUGUGGUAAACUUGGUCACACUGUCCAAAAGUGUUUCAAGUUGCAUGGUUAUCCUCCUGGAUAUAAGACUAAUGGUUAUAGGAACCAGACUCAGUCUAUGGCUAAUCAGGCGAGUUAUUCUUCAGUUCCACAGCAGCCUCAGUCUCUCUUACAAAUGACUCCGGCUCAUACAGCUAAUGCCAUCUCAAAUGCUUACUCAACGUUCAACUCUCAUGUCCGAGUUCAAGAGAAUCAAGUUCCUUCCUCACAGACUGUUCCACAGGCGAAAAUCACUGAUCAUGGUAUUAUGGCGUCUACCUCCACUUCUGGUAACCUAUUUGGAACAUCUAGUCAUGUUUGUUCGGAUCUAGCUAAAUUUACUUCUUUUACACCAGUAGAUAGUGUCUCUGUUACACUUCCUAAUGGUUCUGCUGUUCCUAUAACACACACUGGCACGAUUCAUAUUACUGAUAAACUAGUUUUGUAUGAUGUUUUGCUUGUGCCUGAUUUCAAGUUCAACUUGAUUAGUGUUAGUUACUUGGUUAAAACGUUGGGUUGUGCUGCUAAUUUCUUUCCUCAUGGCUGCUUUAUUCAGGAACUUUCUCGGGGCUUGAUGAUUGGGAAGGGUAAUUUGCAUCACAAUCUAUACAUCUUAAGCACUGAAUCUUCUUCACCUUCUAUACAUACUUCUUCAACAUCUUUAGCUGCUUCUGUCAUGGUUGGAGAACAUAUUUGGCAUCAACGCUUAGGGCAUCCUUCAUCAAUCAUUUUGCAAAAGCUCACUCAUCAUUUACCUGCUUUCAAGCCUGAUGCAUCACCACUUUCACACUGUCAUGUAUGUCCUUUGUCAAAACAAAAACGGUUAUCUUUUACUUCUCGUAAUAAUCUAGCUUCUAAGCCGUUUGAUCUUGUUCAUUUAGACAUAUGGGGUCCUUUUAAAGUUGAGUCUGUUGAAGGUGAUUGUGUGAUUACGGCUACAUUUUUGAUCAAUCGUUUGCCUUCUCCUUUGCUUAACAAUGUAUCUCCUUAUGAAUGCUUGCAAGAGUUUCCGUUUAAGACUUCUGAGUUUUUGAAUGACUCAGUUGAUAUGUUUCCUAAUACUAUCUUACCAAUGCCAUCACCUUUGCAUUAUGUAGACUCUAUGCCUUUACCAUCUAUGCAUACUGAUUGCUCUGUGCAUCCUUUGGAUCCUAAUACUAGUAAUCAUACUUCUAAUCAACCUGCACCAUCAUCAUCUAUUAAUACUGAAUCACAUGAUACUGGUGUUAAUGAAGUUAAUGACUUUAGACCUAGACGAACAACUAGAGCUCCAAACUAUCUGUCUGAGUAUCAUUGCUCUCUUAUGCCCUUUACUAUCAAUUCUAAACAACCUACUUCUGAUUCACCUAAACCAGUUUAUCAAACUCCUUAUCCUAUCUCUUCAGUCCUUUCUUAUGAAAAUUUGAACCCUUCUUAUCAGUCCUAUACCCUAGCUUACACUCUUGAAAGAGAACCACACAACUUUAAAGAAGCGAUGGCGUCUGGCAUGUGGACUAAGUCAGUGAAUGUGGAACUUGUUGCUCUUGAAGAAAACAGGACUUGGGAUGUUGUUUCUUUGCCAAUAGGCAAGAAUGUUGUUGGUUGUAGGUGGAUAUUCACAUUGAAGUUUAAUGCUGAUGGGACUAGUGAGAGACCUAAAUCAAGUCUGGUGGCACAAGGCUAUACACAACAAGAAGGUGUUGAUUACUUAGAGACUUUCUCUCCAGUAGCCAAGCUCACGAGUGUCAAGCUGUUACUUGGUCUUGCGUCGGCUCAGGGUUGGAGUUUAACUCAGAUGGAUGUGUCUAAUGCGUUUUUGCAUGGUGAUCUUGAUGAGGAGAUAUAUAUGAGUCUCCCUCAAGGCUAUACGCCUGCUCCUUGUGUCAUUCUUCCACCAAAUCCAGUGUGUAGAGACUGCUCUCCAGUGGAUAAUACAUUGUUUGUGAAAGCGAUGGGUACUUCAUUUGUGGCGGUGUUGGUAUAUGUUGAUGACAUCAUGAUUGCGAGUAAUGAUGAUGAUGCGGUCCUUCGUCUUAAGGCUCUGCUUCAUUCUGAGUUCAAGAUCAAAGAUCUCGGACCUGCUCGUUUCUUUCUUGGAUUGGAGAUUGCUAGAUCAUCUUCUUGUAUUUCAGUUUGUCAACGGAAAUACUCGCUUAAUCUUCUGGAGGAUUAUGGCUUAUUGGGUUGUGAACCGAGUUCUGUUCCAAUGGAUCCUUCUUUAUAUCUUACCAAGGAUCUUGGAUCUUUACUCUCUACACCGACGAAGUAUCGAGAACUCAUUGGCCGGCUGUUAUACUUGUGCAUCACGAGACCUGAUAUUACUUUUGCCGUGCAUCAACUGAGUCAGUUCCUUUCAGCACCAACAGAUGCGUACUAUCAAGCGGCUCUGAAAGCAGCUUGCAAAGAUACUAGACGUUCUGUCACAGGCUUUUAUGUUUAUCUUGGAACGUCUCUAGUAUCUUUGAAGUCCAAGAAGCAGGCUGUUGUUAGCCGUAGUAGUACAGAAGCAGAGUAUAGAAGCUUGGCGUUGGCUACUUGUGAAUUGAUUUGGUUGCAACAAUUGUUAAAAGAUCUUCAUGUCAAGAUGUCUUGCACGCCUAAGCUGUUCUGUGACAACAAGUCUGCUAUUCAUAUACUUAACAAUCCGGUUUUCAUGAAUGCUCGAAGCACAUCAAGAUUGAUUGUCACACAGUACGAGAUCAGAUCAAAGCGGGUUGGUUGA
This is a messenger RNA of Brassica oleracea var. oleracea, 2850 nucleotides long. RefSeq lists its product as uncharacterized. NCBI's taxonomy places the organism in Eukaryota, Viridiplantae, Streptophyta, Magnoliopsida, Brassicales, Brassicaceae. Gene Ontology annotation, molecular function: nucleic acid binding; zinc ion binding. The transcript is spliced from 7 exons. Bases 1 to 2850 code for a protein of 949 amino acids. The record is from RefSeq and is a predicted model, not a curated record.